Messenger RNA from Ectocarpus sp. CCAP 1310/34, 1133 nucleotides. The record is from the annotation of a GenBank genome assembly. Lineage: Eukaryota; Phaeophyceae; Ectocarpales; Ectocarpaceae.
GCUGCUGUUUUCUUGCUGUGCGUAUCAUCGCACUCCUUGUAACUCAUACACAACAUGGAAGAGGCUUCUCAUGAGCCCUCUGCGGAGCCGGAAGCAGUAUCCAUUGCCGGAAUAAGGCAGGCAGCAGCCCGGAUUGGGCCGCAUGUGCACUACACGCCCGUCAUGACAUGCCGCGCCCUCGAUGAGAUGAGCGGGGGCCGUGAGGUGUUCUUCAAGUGUGAGCUCUUCCAGAAGACGGGUUCCUUCAAGGCUCGCGGCGCUUGCAACGCGGUGCUGCUUACCCCGCCAGAGUGCCGCGACAUCGUAACACACAGCAGCGGAAACCAUGCCCAGGCGCUCGCGUGGGCAGCCAGCGUGAAAGGAGUCAACGCUCACAUCGUGAUGCCGCACAACUCCAUGGCCGUCAAAGUUGCCGCGGUCCGAGACUACGGUGCCAGCAUCACCUUCUGCGAGAACACGAAGAGCGGCAGAGAGACCACCGCGGCGGCCGUCGUAUCUGGACACCCUCUGUCCACCCUCAUACACCCCUACAAUGACCCCAGGGUCCAGUGCGGGCAAGGUACGGUUGGCCUUGAGCUAGUCCAGCAGGUGAAGGAACAGACGGGAGGCGCUAGUCUCGACGCGGUGGUGGUGCCCGUGGGCGGAGGAGGACUUAUCACCGGGGUGGCGACAGCCGUCAAAGCCCUCUGCCCCGGCAUUCGCGUUAUCGGCGCGGAGCCGUCCAAGGCCGCAGACGCGUUUAGGUCUAAACAGAGCGGCAGCUUGCAGGGACACGACUGCGAGGGAAUGCCAGACACGAUUGCCGAUGGUCUCCGUACGACCCUCGGGAGCACGACGUGGCCAGUCGUCAGAGAUUCAGUCGACGAGAUAGUCACCGUGUCAGAGGAGGAGAUCCGGCUGUGGAUGCGAGUGGUCUACGAGCGAAUGAAGCUGGUCAUCGAGCCGAGCGCCGCUGUCGGGGUGGCAGCGGUAAUGUCGCCGCGAGUGCGAGGCAUGCCUCAAGACGUGAAAAGGGUUGGGGUGGUGUUGUGCGGCGGCAACGUAGACUGGACACUGUUGCAAGACCUUUUGGCGGGAGGCGGUAAUCCCCUACCGGUUUAGGUUUGCUUCCGAUCUUUCCCGACGUUUCGACC